Messenger RNA from Oncorhynchus keta (chum salmon), 2713 nucleotides. RefSeq names its product olfactory receptor 52N5-like. Gene Ontology annotation, biological process: G protein-coupled receptor signaling pathway. Gene Ontology annotation, molecular function: G protein-coupled receptor activity; olfactory receptor activity. Bases 74 to 1012 code for a protein of 312 amino acids. The transcript has 2 exons. NCBI's taxonomy places the organism in Eukaryota, Metazoa, Chordata, Actinopteri, Salmoniformes, Salmonidae. The record is from RefSeq and is a predicted model, not a curated record. Gene Ontology annotation, cellular component: membrane.
ACUCAGAAACCAAAGAGAGGACCCUGUGGAAGAUCAUCUCACCCUUUUUGUUGACAUUCACUCUGGGUGGCAAAUGGAGAACCACACCUACCCUAAGAACAUGUUCCUCCUGGAGGGGUUAAAGGUCACUCAACAGUCCUCCUACCCUGCCUUCAUCCUUCUCCUCAUCAUCUACAUCUUCACGAUGGUAUCCAACAUCGGCCUCAUACUACUGAUCUCCAUGGAGAGGAGCCUGCACCAGCCCAUGUACAUCCUCUUCUGCAACCUACCUCUCAAUGACGCUCUUGGAGCCACGGUUAUCAUCCCUCGUUUGCUGAGUGACAUAUUUGUGGCAAGCGCAGAACGCUACAUUAACAACGUUGCGUGUGCCAUCCAAGCAUUUUGCGCCCACAUGUUUGGCACAACAUCACAUACAAUACUGAUUAUCAUGGCCUUUGAUAGAUAUGUGGCCAUCUGCUACCCCCUGCGAUAUGCCACCAUCAUGACCAACAGGAUGAUUGCAAAACUGACUUUUUUUGCCUGGGGGUCUGCCUUUCUGCUUGUGGGGGUCCUCCUGGGCCUCACACUCAGCCUGUCACGAUGCAGAUCUGAAAUCUUCAACCCCUUCUGUGACAAUGCCUCGUUAUUCAAGCUCUCCUGUGAAAGCGUUAUUAUUAACAAUAUCUAUGGACUCACUUUUACCAUCCUACUCCUGGGGUCCUCCAUAGGGAGUGUGACACUAACAUACCUUAAGAUAGCUAUAGUGUGUGUGAGAAACAAAAACAGGGUUCUGAAUAGCAGGGCCUUGCAGACCUGCUCCACACACCUGUCUGUGUACAUCAUCAUGCUGGUGUCCGGUUUCAUCAUCAUCUUUCUCCAUCGCUUCCCUCAGUGGGCCGACCACAGGAAACUGUCAGCCAUUUUGUUUAAUGUGGUUCCUCCUUGGCUCAAUCCUAUUAUAUACGGUCUGCAGACCAAAGAAAUCAGACAGAAAAUCUUCAACAAGUUUCAAAAUAAUAAAGUGACUGUAUGAUGAAUGGUUGUAAGAAAAAAUAUGUAUUAAUUCUUAUUCUGAUUUGUCUCGCUCUCGUUAUGAAAAGCCAACUGACAUUGGUGUUGAAUUGCUGCACCCUCUAGGCCAUGGGUUCACAUUUUCACUCGGAGGCCCCUUUCCAGCAUUGGGGAACAUCACCCCCCCAGCACACGUGCACAUGUGCGACAUUUAUUUCUAUGGGCAGAGGCACUGUUCAUGACACAAACUGUUCCCACCCCUCUUAUUGGUGGAGAGAAUUUAGCACGUCAAGCUAAUUUACAGAGUAGUCAUGGAUUGUGCAACUUCAAUUGUUUAGUUGAAGUGGAACUGGCAGCAUUUUAUCAACAUGAUUUUUUAAAAUUUUAUCACUGACAAGCGAGCGCGCUUAGAUAUGGUCAUUUUCAUGUUUUCAUAAAUUUCGAGAAUUUUGGGGAAUUACGUAUACUAAAGCAUUUGUAAAAAUUAUAUUUGACUAAUUUUCAAUGGAAAUAUGGGCAGGGUCUCUAGUUUUUUUUUUUGUGGGGGCCUUACCGUUAAACACUUCCGGAGAAUAUUUUGUAUUUAGCUAACUAAUUCACUAUCGCUAUCACAACUUCCAAAACAUGGAUUCACGCAAAAUGUGCCUUUUAUGUUCAGUAAGGGAUGCCACAAUAACUGACAGAAAAGAAAGCUGUUCAUGGAGCAGGAGUGUUUGAACCACCAAACAUUUUAGAGGAGGGAGUGCUGUUGCGGUAAAGCAAGCAGUACCGGAGCGCCAAAUCUAGGUCCAAAAGGCUUCUUAACAGCUUCUAGCCCCAAGCCAUAAGACUCCUGAACAGCUAAUCAAAGGGCUACCCAGACCCCUCUUUUACGCUGCUGCUACUCUCUGUUUAUUAUCUAUGCAUGGUCACUUCUACUCUACCUACACGCACAUAUUACCUCAAUUACCUCGACUAACCGGUACCCCCGCACAUUGAAUCUAUACUGGUACAGUGCCCCCUGUAUAUAGCCUCGCUUUUGUUAUUUUAGUGCUGCUGUUUAAUUAUUUGUUACUUCUAUUUUUUACUGAACACAUUUUUCUUCACUUCUUAAAGCAUUGUGGUGAAGUGCUUGAAAGUAAGCAUUUCACUGUAAGGUUUACACCUAUUGUAUUCGGGGCAUGUGACAAAUAAAAUGUGAUUUGAUUUAUGUUGGCCACAUACCACACCCCCACAGGCCUUAUUGCUUAAAUAUAUACUGUAUAUAGUUUCCUGUUCAAUCUGAUUCAGUUUAAUGCUCCUACUUGUAUUGUACCUGUUCCUGAUAAUUACAGAGAUCCACUAGGAUCAGGGGUGGGCAAAUUCCAGUCCUCGAGGGCCUGAUUGGUGUCACAAUUUUGCCCCAGCUAAAACACCUGACUCCAAUAAUCACCUAAUCAUGAUCUUCAGUUUAGAAUGCAAUUUGAUUAAUCAGCUGUGUUUGCUAGGGAUGGAGAAAAAGUGUGACACCAAUCAGGCCCUCGAAGACUGGAGUUGCCCACCCCUGCAUGGUGCUGCAAUCAUUCCAAAAUGUCUCUAACAGACCAAGAGGGAAGAUAACUGUUUAUCAAGUGCCACAUUGUUUUUCAUAAUUUGUGCCACUUGAAAACCAAACCCAGAAUCAAACUGAAAACACAUUUGAAACCCUCCUAUUCCUUAACUUCAAAAUGUUAAGUAUUAAAGAAAAUGUCAACAAAGUGGAAUU